GUAGAGGAAGCAAUGGAAGAAUUCAUAGGCCCUAAUAGACAAAAAUGGUCCAGUAGGGUUCCAGAACAAAUGUUACCAGCUACUACAGCUUUUACCCAGGUCUGUGCAGGGCAAGGUGAGGGAGAUGUCAGAAGAGAAGCCCAGACUACCCAAUAUGAUCCCUACAGUAAAGCUUCAAUAACUCCAGGGAAGCGGCCUGCUGCUCUUCCUUUGCAAGUGCAGUAUCCACAUACGGAAAGUAAUGUUACUUCAGAAACAGUUUCAGAGGCCUCCCAGAGACUCCAAAAGCCAGUGAUGAAGAGAAAGGUGCUGCGGAGAAAGCCAGAUGGGGAGGUAUUAGUGACAGAUGAAUCAGUUAUCACUGAAUCAGAGUCUGGUGUAGAAAAUGAUAUGGAUCUCUGGGACUUAAGACAAAGGCUGAUGAAUCUGCAAUUCCCUGAAGAUAGGAGAUCCCCAGUUGAAAUUUCACAAAACUUUAAUCUACCACAUGAAUACCAAAGACUUACUCAAGGAGACCAACUCCUAUACUGUCUUCGAAGAGAAGGAAUGGGUUCCCCAGCAUAUGAACAAGACUUGAUUGUUGCCAGCCGACCCAAGUCCUUUAUUCUGCCAAGAGUAGACCAGUUAAGCCGAAACCGGGGCAAGAUAGAUCGGGUAGCCCGAUACUUUGAGUACAAACGAGACUGGGACUUAAUGCGGUUACCUGGUGAAGAUCAUAGGAAGGAAUUACGCUGGGGUAUCCGAGAGCAGAUGCUUUGUCGAGCAGAACCUCAAUCCAAGCCUCAGCACAUAUAUGUUCCAAACAAUUACCUAGUACCAACCGAGAAGAAAAGAUCUGCCCUGCGUUGGGGUGUUCGUUGUGACCUUGCAAAUGGUGUAAUGCCCAGGAAGUUUCCCUUCCCUCUUUCUCCUUCUUAA
Molecule: messenger RNA, 918 nt
Organism: Chrysochloris asiatica (Cape golden mole)
Lineage: Eukaryota; Metazoa; Chordata; Mammalia; Afrosoricida; Chrysochloridae
Gene: HYLS1
Product: hydrolethalus syndrome 1
Exons: 1
Coding region: 13-918 (301 amino acids)
Biological process (GO): cilium assembly
Cellular component (GO): centriole; non-motile cilium
Source: RefSeq, a predicted model, not a curated record